AUGGUGUCAUCCUUUGGCCCCUCUGAGACGUUGGAUGUGGACAGCCUCAAAGAAAAUGUCAUCUUCUUGGAAUCCAUCCCCAACCUGCGCCGGGUGGAUAGCCAUGGCAGGUUGUUCCGGUCCUCCAGGCAGGACGGAGCCUCACAAGCAGAUAUUCAAGCCCUUGCCAAUCGUGGCAUCCGCUCUUACUUAGACUGUCGCAGCACGUAUGAGUAUCGAAACAUCGACAACGGCAGGGCUAAGGCAAUCGAUGGCUUUGUCCAUGUCUUGGUACCAGACAUUCCGGAUCCAAAGGCAGCAAAAGGUUACCCCUCCACUAGCAGCAUUCCUGUGAAAGAUUUAAGCGGAAAACUGGUCACAGAUGCCUCACCUGGGACAUGCCCACGGCGAUAUUUGAUCAACAUGUUCAGUAAAGAGAUGGCUCUUGAAAUCUUCCACAUGGCACCUUGGUACAAGCAGAUUUUCACCAUUCUCUGGGUAAUCAUCGGCAUCUUUGUAGUAGGUGAACCCAUUUUGCAUUUUACACAGUGUUUAGCGGGUGAAAUCCAAAGAUUUGGCCUAGUUGGACGGUACAAAGGAUUUCUGGAGUACGCAAGCAAGGAAAUUUGUUUCAUCCUGAAGACCCUCUCUGAUCCUGAGAAUCUCCCAGCCAUGAUCUGCUGCGCACAUGGCAAAGAUCGGACAGGAGUUGUGAUAGCUUUGGUGCUAAGCGUUCUAGGAAAAUCAGACGAGUAUAUUGCAGGGGAAUACAGUUUAUCUGAGAAAGGGCUGGAACCCAUCCUGAUUGAGCAGAAAGAGAAUCUCAUGCAGUACCUCCCCGAUGAAUCUUUUCUCCUGGCUAGAAAGGAAACAAUGCUGGAGGUUCUUGACGCCACCAGAAAAAUGUAUGGAUCAGUGGAGAACUACCUGGAAUCCAUCGGCUUUGGCAGGGAAGACCAGAACAAGUUGCGGCUGGCUCUUGCUUAA
Molecule: messenger RNA, 966 nt
Organism: Acanthaster planci (crown-of-thorns starfish)
Lineage: Eukaryota; Metazoa; Echinodermata; Asteroidea; Valvatida; Acanthasteridae
Molecular function (GO): phosphoprotein phosphatase activity
Source: RefSeq, a predicted model, not a curated record